AUGUCAGCAUGGGCAUCUAGGCGGGAGACCCAUGGCGUGCUCCCUGGCAACCCUGUCUCGGAGAUACGCACGCGAAGAUGGACUAGGCAGUUAAAAAAUAUUGGCCAUUUGACAAUUGCUAAGUGGAUACCCGACCACGAGAAUCCUACAGACGCGCUGCAGAAGGGAGUGCUUAAGAAGGCGAAAGGUCGCAAGCGAGGCGCCGGCGAAGUUGGACGCAUGACGCGCAGUGUGCGCCAACAUAUGGCUGCGCCAUUAGAGUUGCUGUCUGAGUACCCCGCUCGAGUCAACCCAAUGCCAACGCCGAUGCCAACACCAACGCCAACGUCAACACCAGCACAAGUGCUUAUCUCCUGUGAUGUUGCUUUUAAGCAGGAAUGUGAAACCGGCACUUCUAUCAAAAAGACUUUUACGGACAUAACUCGAAACAACGCUCUUAAAGCUGAAGCUUCACCCUUAACUCAUGCAACGUCGGCAUCGCCUGCAUUGACGCUCUCAAUGAUGCCAAUAACUCCCUCUGUGUCCAACCAAAUGAUGACCGAAGUGCCAUCGGAUGAGCAACUUGAAAUGGUUUUGGACGAUCUUCCGAUGCUCGAUGCGGACGACAACUUUGCUUUGGAUGCGUUAGAUCAUGCAUUUUUACCGCCACCAGCGCCAAUAGGAGCCUCAUGUACCAUUGAUGAGCGCUCUACUGGAGUCGAUUUGAGUCAGCAUUCAGUUGAAAAUUCUUCGGCUUCAGUCAGCGAGGAUGAUGGGUCUGCGAAUUCGGGCUCAUCGAUGCCUUCAGCCUCUCCUCAGUCUUCGCCCGGUAUGUCUCGGUCGCCGUCUCCCUAG
Plasmopara halstedii is the source of this 834-nucleotide messenger RNA. RefSeq lists its product as uncharacterized. The transcript is spliced from 6 exons. The coding region runs from base 1 to 834 and encodes 277 amino acids. The record is from RefSeq and is a predicted model, not a curated record. NCBI's taxonomy places the organism in Eukaryota, Oomycota, Peronosporomycetes, Peronosporales, Peronosporaceae.